AGCUGGAAGGCUGCUUGUUGCUAUCAUGGCUUCGAUGCCGACGGAGACGACCACGAGAGAGAACGGCGACGACGCUCACGAUGAUGAGCGACGCAAUUCACUCCUCAGGAGAUCGUGGCAUGCCAUGUCUGACCUUCUGUUCCCAUUCUCACCUUCGGCUCUCGCAUCUCUCCCCAAGAGGACGCUGCGCCGGCGGCCUCGUUAUACUCGCAACGACAAUGUCCCGGAAGCGGGGCGCGAUGAGGACGGCCAAAUGCCUACCGUGAGGGACUAUCAUGCGAUUAACAGCGUGCCACCGCAGGUCCGCGUACCAAAGAAGAUAGCGACGCCUAUCAAGGUCGAAGGCAAGGUCUGGUUUGCAAAUGAAAGAACGUGGAUUGCGUACCUGAAUACAUCCGUGCUUGUCGGGACCUUGGCACUAGCACUCUUCAACGCCUCCAAGGACCAGAUUGCACGCAACUUUGCAUAUGCCUAUGCUUUGAUCAGUGUGGCCAUAUUGGUCUAUGGCUACGCAGUCUAUCAGCACCGCAUCACACUCAUACAAAGGCGAGACCCACGUCCCUUCGUGGAAAUUGUCGGCCCAGUCAUAAUCAGCGCUUUCCUGUUCCUUGCCGUGCUCGCAAAUUUUGUCAUACGAGUGCGGGAGCUGCAACGAAAAAGUAUUCCCAUCCCAGGCCUGUCAUUCCUAUUCUCCUAACGCCAUGCGAUAUUUCACAUGCACGUGCAUACCCGGAGAUGAAGCAUGUCCUCUUCUCCGCGUACGUUCACUAUUCUGUGCCCGCGCCCAUGUAACGAUAGCGUUGUAAGCAACCUGACUUCAUUUCGCUUGUUCCCGG
Molecule: messenger RNA, 836 nt
Organism: Postia placenta MAD-698-R-SB12
Lineage: Eukaryota; Fungi; Basidiomycota; Agaricomycetes; Polyporales; Adustoporiaceae
Exons: 6
Coding region: 26-697 (223 amino acids)
Cellular component (GO): vacuolar transporter chaperone complex; fungal-type vacuole membrane
Source: RefSeq, a predicted model, not a curated record